This is a messenger RNA of Drosophila serrata, 906 nucleotides long. It is a transcript of the gene Ctr1B, whose product is annotated as Copper transporter 1B. Gene Ontology annotation, molecular function: copper ion transmembrane transporter activity. Gene Ontology annotation, cellular component: membrane. The record is from RefSeq and is a predicted model, not a curated record. NCBI's taxonomy places the organism in Eukaryota, Metazoa, Arthropoda, Insecta, Diptera, Drosophilidae. Gene Ontology annotation, biological process: copper ion transmembrane transport.
GCAAGUCCCGUUGUUGCUUAUCUUUGAGCUUCCCCCUCGCAUCAUUAAAAUUCGGUUUUCCCCCCGAGAUGGAUCACGAUCACGAUCACGACCACGGCACCGCAACUGAGGAGUCCGACAGCACCGCCAAGUCCUGUCCCAUGAUCAUGGUGUUCCACGCCGGUCACUGUGAACGGAUUUUGUGGCGCGGCUGGGUGGCCUCCACAGUCUGGGAGUUUGUCUUGUCCGCCAUCGCCAUCUUCUUGGUGGCCUUCCUCUACGAAGCCCUGAAGUUCUUACGUCAGCAGCUGGCCCGCAGGGAAGCCCGCAAGCUGGCCGAGCGCCUGGCGGAGGAGCAGCGCCGCAAGAACGAGAAUCCAACUGCCGGGGGCUGCUGCUCAGAGACACCGCUGGCGGAGAUCAGGGAACAGACCUACUGGCAGCGCCUCCUUGCCUCGUCACACAUUUUCCAGUCGCUCCUGAACCUGCUGCAGAUCGUCAUCUCCUAUCUGCUGAUGCUCAUCUUCAUGACCUUCAACUACUGGCUUUGCCUGGCUGUGGUGCUGGGCCUGGGCUUUGGCUACUUCUUCUUCGGCUGGAACAAGAAAAAUCCCGAUGAUAGCGAGUGCUGUCCCUAACUUAUUCGCGUUUGUUUUGCGAGUGUAUUUUUGUUAUUUUUUUUUUUUUUUGUUUUUAGUAAUUAUUCUUGUAAUUGUUUAAAAACUUCAGCCCUUAUUGCGAAUUAGGCUUACACAUCAAGCAGACCCGUCCCCCAAGUAAUUACUGGCGCAAAUUGUCUAAAAAUACAAUUUUAUUCGAUAGUUACACUUGGUUUAAUUGUAAAUUGAUGUAAUCGUAGCAUAAAUUAGUCACUAGUUUACUUAAUGAGCAUAUUGUACAAAUAGCAGUUAUGAGAACAAGAACCUA